Messenger RNA from Meleagris gallopavo (turkey), 3310 nucleotides. NCBI's taxonomy places the organism in Eukaryota, Metazoa, Chordata, Aves, Galliformes, Phasianidae. The record is from RefSeq and is a predicted model, not a curated record.
AUUGCUGAAGAGAAUACAGCAAUGCAUUUUCCUGAAAGAACAGUACCAAACAUCAUUUCAGAGAAUUAGGGAGAAGCUAAAGGAAAAUCCAAGUGACAGGCAGUUUGAUUUCAGUGAAAACUAUAUUUUUGGAAAAUUCGACACAUUCUGUAAACGUCUGGAGAAGAUUUCGGAUAUGAGCAAUAUUAUGGAAAGCCUACUAGAGCUCCAGUGCAUAAAAAUAGAAGGAAUUGAAGAGAUCAAUACUCACUUCCAGACCAUUGCUACAAAUACCAAAUCAAAAGAGUAUGAUGUUCUGGAUCACAGAAAAAAAGAGUUUGAUAAAGAUUACCUUGAGUUUAAGAACCAAAUUGCAACACUGUAUGAGUCCAUACAAGAAUUUGUGGAUUCCUGUUUUGAGAAGACUGUGACUACUGAACAGAUGCUGAGACUUCUGAUGAAGCUUGAGCAAAUAGGAGAAAAUCAAAUUGAUCUUAAUGAGAAGUAUACCAUUGUCCUUCAGCAAUACACUCAAGACUUAGACUUUGUGCAAAAACUCUACCAGGAGCAAAAAGAAAAUCCACCUAUCCCACGUAAUAUACCACCAGUAACAGGGAAGAUUAUGUGGGCCCAGCAGUUGUUCAGAAAAAUUGACCAUCCAAUGAGAUUCUUUAAAAAGAAAACUACGCUUCUGAAGGUUGGAAAUGAGCAAAGGAUAACAUUGGAAAUGAAAAAGGUUGCUAAGAGCUACAAUAAAAUGGCUGCAGUUCUUUUGGAAUUUGAACUUAUUUAUUAUAGAGCGUGGUGCAGGUUUGCUGACCAGGCUAGAAAUGCUCUACAUGCUUUUUUACUUGUCAGGCACCCAGAAACCAAUGAAUUGGUUGUAAACUUGGAUCCAGUGGUCCUGGAAGUACUUUAUGAAACAAAGUACCUGAAAAAAAUGCAUUUUAACAUUCCAGAUGUUGUCCUCAGCUUGUGUGCAGAUGAAGAACAGAUUAAAAAACAUCAAAUGGAUCUCAAGAAUCUAUUGAUCAAUUACAAAGAGCAUCUGAAUAGAAUUCCUGUUGUGCUGAAACCACUAAUGAAGCCAUUCAUAGAACAAGUUGAGGAUGCCCUUGCUCCAGGCAUGACACUGCUGUCCUGGACUUCUUCAAACAUCAAUAAAUUUAUUGAAAAUGUUUAUAGUACCAUGAGGGAAUUGGACUUUAUAGUCAAAGAAGCUGCUGACACCCUGGAGUGCAGAAUUGAAAGAGUUCUGGAGGAUAUGUCAAACACUGCUCUGAUAGUUUUACCGGAAGAUGAACCUAUAGAUGUAUCUACAUUCUUGGAACAUACAGAAAAUCUUGCUGUCUCUACUGCUCGCAAACUUUCUCAACAGAGUCAGCAAGUGGAAUGCUCUGUGUAUGAACUGGUAGACACUCUUAUGCACAGGCUGAAAGCAGAUACUGGAAGAACUCUGGAGGAUUCAUACUCCUGUACGCAUCUUGACACAAAACAGAAAACACGCUGCCAAGAAUGCAUGUCUUGUUGUUGCUAUUAUCUCACGGGACAGCUUUGUCAGAGGAAUACUGAUUCUUUAGUCAGAUGCACGAAGAUUUCCUUAGAGUCCUUGAGACAUCAAUUGCGUGUUGUUGACUCUAGGUAUCAGAUGAUCAGGUCUGUAGAGACAAAGAGAAUUCCUUUGUUCAAAACUGAAUUUCAGCUGGCUAUUCCUAAUGUUGUCUUGCGACCAAGUCUCGAAGAUAUUCAGAGUGCUGUAAACAAAGCAGUAAAUAUAAUGUUAUCAAUAGCCAAAGAUAUCCCACUCUGGAAAUUUGCUUACUUACAUCAUAAGCAGCAGCAGGCUGAACAAUCUGUUGCCAUAGAGUUAGGUGAUGAGAACAAAUUCACCAGGAUGUUGGCACUGAAGCCUUUCGACAAGCAGAUCAUCGAGCAUAAGGAUGUAAACAAAGUGGUGAUUCAACUAAAUACAGUUAUUUUGUCUCUCAAAGCUAGAGCAUCGGAUCUUCUGAACUGCUUUUCUGAAUUUUCAGGCAUCUGGAAUAAGGAUCCAGAGGAAAAAGUGAAGGAAUUCAUAGAGACUAAACCAACAAUGGCUGAAUUCCAAACUCAAAUUGGAUACUUUUCUCAAUUAGAACUGCAAAUCAGAGAACUGCCGAAUCACUUUGUUCUGGAAUCAGUGGAUAUUGCGACAGAGUCAUUGAAAAUAGCCCUUGUUCAGGAGUGCCACUCAAGACAAAGAACAUUUGGAUUAGCUUUGAAUGAAAGGUCUGCCACAGACAUGGAUGAAAUUUAUUCAUUCAUCGAAAACCUUAGCAAGAAAUUAAACAGGCCUAUCCAUGACCUUGAUGAUGUACGGGGAGCAAUGGAAGCACUAAAGGAAAUUCGAGAGAAUGAAGUUAAAAUUGACAUGACAGUUGGACCUAUUGAAGAAUCUUAUUCUGUGCUUCAGAGAUACAAUCUGCUUUUUCAGGAUGGAAACAUGGAAAGAGUUGAUGGAUUGGCUUAUGCCUGGAAGAACCUAAAAACACAGGCACUGCAGGUUGAGGAUUUGCUACUGAAGGUACAGCCAAACAUGAAAACAGAUUUGCUGAGAGGUGUUCAGAGAUUCCAGACUGAUACUGCAGAGUUUUGCAAAGACUAUAAUGAAAAGGGCCCCAGUGAAGAAAAUGUUCCUCCCCAUGAAGCAAGUGAGAGAUUACAGCUCUUUCAAGCUAAAUUUGAUGAACUGUGGACAAAGUAUAUCUCUCUUUCUAGUGGGGAAGAAUUAUUUGGUCUUCCUGUUACAGAGUAUCCCGAACUGCACAAAAUUAAACGUGAGCUUUCAUUGCUUCAGAGACUUUACAGUCUUUAUAAUUCAGUUAUUGCUAGUAUCAACGGAUACAAUGAAAUGCUUUGGAGUGAUUUGAAUAUUGAAAAAAUUAACAACGAACUUCUGGAUUUUCAAAACAACGCGCAUGAGCCGAGCCAGACCCCGGCGUCACGGCCGAGCACGCAGGCGCAGGGCAAGCGCACAGCUUCCCCUCGCUCUUCGGGAGGCACGCGUGCGCCUUGCGCUGCCUCACCCGCGUCUGCGCCGUGUUGUCAGUCGGAGGUGGGAGAGUUCUUCGGUGUUGCGGGCUGGUCCUUCGGGGACGGCUAUCGGGGCGUUUUGCGGCCCCUGUGGAUUUCACAUCACUUCAAUAAAUUAAAUGUAGAAGCCAAUAGCAUGAGUCGGUGUCGUUCUUCUUGGCUGUUUUCGCGGUGGCUCUGGGGUCUGCCGAGGCGCGGGGCUGCUGCUUGCCUGGAGCUUUGUGUCAUACAACACCGCGGGACGCUAAAAAACGCGUAG